Molecule: messenger RNA, 4329 nt
Organism: Zonotrichia leucophrys gambelii
Lineage: Eukaryota; Metazoa; Chordata; Aves; Passeriformes; Passerellidae
Gene: ATL2
Product: atlastin GTPase 2
Exons: 16
Coding region: 255-2420 (721 amino acids)
Biological process (GO): protein homooligomerization; endoplasmic reticulum organization
Molecular function (GO): GTPase activity; GTP binding
Source: RefSeq, a predicted model, not a curated record
CCCUUCCUUCCCAAUUUGUUUUCUGCUGCCAAAUGCCUCUCCCUUCUUGUAGUUGUCUGCAGAAGAAUCAGUCUUGGAUUCCUGCUGUGUCUCCCCUUGGCUUUGCUUGGGUGAGCCCCAGGUUAUGCCAACACACACAGGUAGCUGCAAGCCCGGGGCUGUGCUGAGCACUCUCUAAUGACGCACAGCAACUUUCAGAUCACCGGUGUGACAAAUGAAGGCAGCCCUGAAUCUGAGAGACAUACCCCUGGGAAAUGGCGAGCACCAGAAAAAAAAUGCAUAGGAAACCAAGACUGCCUGUUUAUGGGACUGAGAUGUUUGCCGAGGUAGUGAGGCAAACAUCAGCCAGCCUGGGCAGGACCGAGCAGCGUGUUCCUGCUUGUGGGCAGGGCACAGGAAUGGGCGCUGGGAAGAGGGAGCCAAAGGGAGGAUCCAGCUGCAGAGUGGGCAGGGGCUCGGGGAGCAGCACAUCCUGCAGCGCCUGCUGGCACGGUGCAGAGGGAGGAGCGCUCCAGCUGGGAGAGUUGGGAAGCUCUCCUGACUGCCUGCAGCACGGCACAGUCUGGAAGGAGGAGUGGGAAUCUCCUGGUCACUCGUUUGGACUCGGCAGCCUGAAGCAGAUGAGGAGAGAGGUUCGUAAGCGCAGAAGCACCAAUGGAGACGUCUCCAGCUCAUCCCAGGACCCUCAGCCCUCCAAGGUGGGAGAUGGCUCUGUUCCCCAGCCCAGCAGUGGUGCUCAGCAUGCUUCAGGUAAGCUUUAUGAAGAGGAAGAGGACGAUGCCCUGCCGGACUCGGACGCCCUGCCCGACUCAGAUGACGAGGUGGAGCUGGAUAAGCCACGCCCCAUACAGAUUGUCCUUGCUCAUGAAGAUGACCAUAACUUUGAAUUAGAUGAAUCAGCUUUGGAAAAAAUCUUGCUUCAGGAACAUAUUAAAGAUCUUAACAUAGUAGUUGUGUCUGUAGCAGGAGCUUUCCGCAAAGGAAAAUCUUUUUUGCUGGACUUCAUGCUUAGAUACAUGUAUAACAGGACUUCUCCUUGUUGGAUAGGUGGAAACACGGAGCCAUUGACUGGGUUUACAUGGAGAGGUGGAUGUGAACGGGAAACCACUGGCAUUCAGAUUUGGAGUGAAGUGUUUGUAAUUGAAAAACCUAAUGGAACAAAGGUUGCUGUGCUACUCAUGGAUACCCAAGGUGCCUUUGAUAGCCAAUCCACUAUCAAAGACUGUGCAACAGUUUUUGCCCUCAGCACCAUGACGAGCUCUGUCCAGGUAUACAACUUGUCUCAGAAUAUUCAGGAAGAUGACCUUCAGCACUUGCAGUUGUUUACAGAAUAUGGAAGACUAGCUAUGGAAGAAAUCUACCAAAAGCCGUUUCAGACAUUAAUGUUCUUAAUUAGAGAUUGGAGUUAUCCUUAUGAACAUGCAUAUGGCUUGGAAGGAGGAAGAAAGUUCCUAGAGAAAAGAUUGCAGGUAAAGCAAAACCAACAUGAAGAGCUACAGAAUGUAAGGAAGCAUAUUCACUCCUGUUUCAGUAAUCUUGGGUGUUUCCUGUUGCCCCACCCUGGUCUUAAAGUUGCAACAAAUCCAAAUUUUGAUGGGAGAUUGAAUGAUAUAGAUGAGGAUUUUAAGAAUGAACUGCGGAAUUUGAUACCGUUACUGCUUGCCCCUGAAAACUUGGUAGAAAAAGAGAUUAGUGGAUCCAAGGUGACCUGUAGAGAUCUUGUAGAAUACUUCAAGGCUUACAUUAAAAUCUAUCAAGGAGAGGAGCUACCUCAUCCGAAAUCUAUGCUGCAGGCAACAGCUGAGGCGAACAAUCUUGCUGCUGUGGCAGGAGCAAAAGACUUGUACAGCAAAGGCAUGGAGCAGGUGUGUGGGGGAGAUAAGCCUUACAUUGCCCCGUCGGACCUGGAGCAGAAGCACCAGGAUUUCCGCGAGAGCGCCAUCCGCCAGUUCCGCUCCGUCAAGAAGAUGGGAGGGGAAGAGUUCUGCCGGCGCUACCAGGAGCAACUGGAAGGGGAAAUCGAAGAGAUCUAUGCAAACUUUGUGAAGCACAACGAUGGCAAAAACAUCUUUUAUGCUGCUCGUACCCCUGCCACUCUAUUUGCAGUCAUGUUUGCCAUGUACAUAAUCUCAGGACUGACUGGGUUCCUUGGCAUGAACUCCAUAGCUGCCCUGUGUAAUCUCGUGCUGGGGAUGGCUCUUAUAUCGUUUUGUACUUGGGCAUACGUUAAGUACUCUGGGGAAUUCAGAGAAGUUGGAACAGCCAUUGAUCAGAUCGCUGAAGCUAUAUGGGAACAGAGGAAUCCCAGGAAGGUGUUUUCCAAACUCUUUGAAGUCCUUAGACGCCGAACGGUUCGUCGUGCUCUCACAUCAGUGCCGCGACAGCGACUCUCAUCCAACAAUAACAAGAAGAAAAACUAGCCAGUGUUGAAGCCCAUGAGUGAUAAUUUGAUGGAGGAUCAUAUGAGGCAGUCUGUAAAAAACUCUAUCAAAGCAGGCCUGACCGAGCAGGUGGCUCACCAUGCCAGACUAAAGACAGACUGACAGUUCGUCUCCUCUUCAACUCUGCCCUCUCAUCCUAGACAUGCUUGCUGUACCAUGAGAACUCAAUAAUAAAAAAAAAAUAAAUAAAAAUAAACCAAAGUUUACAAUCAACUGUAGAAGUAGUUUAGUGUGAUUGGCUUCACAGAUUGCUGCCAUCACCGGGGAAGAGUUAUAUUUGUCAGUGCUCAGCUCUCAGACAAACUGGUGCCAUGGAGCCCGCUGGGGUGGGAGGGAGCGGCUCAGUUUUACGCGUUUGGGGGAGGGAGGGGGAGCUUCCCCAGCGUUGUGAGUCCGUGCGGGCUCCGGCUUACAGGGGAGCCCGUCCCCUGCAGCAGCUGACUUCAGGGAGUGUCGCCAUCAGCCCCCUGCAGCUGUGCUCUCCCCGAUGGCCCCAGCUCGGCACCACCCCGGCAGCUCCCGCCAGUGUUCCUGUGCGCGGCCGGUGCAGCCGUCGGAGCAGCCCCUCCAUUACAACGCGUCUCCUGCUUUCUUGCCUUGUCCCAGUGUUACACAGAUGCAUGUGCUGGUUCCUCACGCAGAACUGGGCUGUCAGGGAGGCAGUGGCUCAGCACAGAGGGUGUCUCGCCUUGAACUCGCAGACCUGGUCCCGAGGGAGGUGCAUAUCGGAACUGAGCUGUCUUUUUCUGCAGUUUAGCCUUCAUGUAUAUAAUAUUGCCAUUAAUUCUACUGGGGAAGAAAUUCCAUCCAAAAAUGUUGCCUACAGCUACCAAGCAAUGAGUUAGGAUUGUCUGUACAGUGUGUUUAGUUUUUAUUUUUUAAGAAAUCACAGAUAGGGCAUGUAUAUGAAAUAUAAAUAUAUAAAUACGAUUUUGUAUCAAAGUUUUGUAGUUUAUGGCAAAACCUGGUUCUGUGGUAGCUAAGUGCAGUUCCUGUAAAGGAAUGUUUGUGGCUCAUGUAAAUGUGUGAAUGCAUCAACAAUUUGAAGUUUUUUGAUAUAUUUGUGAUAUUUACCUGCCUUGAGCACUGCAAUCUCUCACCCCCUUGGAAAAAUCAAUGGGAAUGUUUGUUGUGAAACUCUUGUCUUCUGUUGCAUUUUAAAGUUAUUUCCUGUAAUUUAUUUUCAGUACAUGAUUAAAAUCAGUUGUGUAUAUAUUAAAUGAAAUCCGUGCUUAUUUUUAAAAGAUGUUCAAGUAUUGUAUUCUACUACAUAAACUAUGUCAAAUACUUAUCCUGACAAUUAUAUGAACAGAUUUGUUCUAUUGUACUUCAUAGCUUUCUAUUGAAGCCGAUGUUCCUCUCAUGCUUGUCUCUGGAAGGUGACCUCUGUCCAGCUCAUACCCCCUCCCUGUAUAGGAAAACCUCCUGCUGUUCUUAAGCACGCUUUUGACUUGUGGAGUUGCUUGUCAGAUUCUGCCCUCCGACAAUUGUAUCACUCUGAAAUCUUGUUACUGGCUUUACUUUCAUUCUUGGCUAAAUCAGUAUCAACUGUGUGGAGUGUAAAGGCAGCUAAACAAUUAACUGCUGUAGUUUCAGCUGGAAAUGGCUGUGUGCAAUAGCUGGGUUUUUUGCAUUCCUAAAUGGUAACAAUUUUCAUCAACAUUUGAGCUUUAACAUCUCCCCUCUCUUGAGUGAGGGAAAUCAUCUGUCUAGGACUAAAGCAAUUGCACUGUGACUUUUGCACUGCAAAGAACUGCUGGGGAGUGGUGGUUACCUGCCCUCUGCAGGUGAGGGCUCAGCUCCAGGGGAAUGAUGCUAAAGAUGAGGUAGGAAUGUCGCAUUUUAUGAUAUCUCAACCUGUACAGAUUAAAUACUGUUAUUCAAACAA